This is a messenger RNA of Xylona heveae TC161, 2704 nucleotides long. Its product is annotated as kinesin-domain-containing protein. The transcript is spliced from 7 exons. Gene Ontology annotation, biological process: microtubule-based movement. Lineage: Eukaryota; Fungi; Ascomycota; Xylonomycetes; Xylonales; Xylonaceae. Gene Ontology annotation, molecular function: microtubule binding; microtubule motor activity; ATP binding. The coding region runs from base 135 to 2534 and encodes 799 amino acids. The record is from RefSeq and is a predicted model, not a curated record.
UCAGAGACCUGAUUUCUCAUAUUCGUCUUUGGAGAUAGUCCAUAUUGGAGGCUCGCUUUGGACUUUCUCGAAGGUAUCGGCUCGCCUGGAGCUUGCUCGGAGCAGGAAGCCUCUGCAUCGCCAUCAAACGCGCAAUGGAGUCAAACGAGAAUUCGAGUACUUACACCUCACACCUCCGGCCUCCGAGCAAGAUUCCCUCCACAGACAAGGGUCUCUUCGAGAUCUCCAACAAUGCUCGGACAGCAAUACCUCCACCGGGAACAAUGUCUCUCAAACAUCGCCCGGCCUCAGCUUUACCUGAGCCGACUCCCAAGCGCAAAACAUUGGCCCAAAGGGCCGGCGAAACAAAGUCGGGCCUCCCGGCUCCUCCAAGUUCACGCCCUGUUGGAUCUGCAGUUCGAGCAGCCACGCUGGCUGGCGCCCGCAAUAUGUCCAUGACCUCGUCCCGUGUGCCAGCCGCUGCAUCUCGCGGAGCAUCUGCAAGCUCAUUUUCUAAAAGCAUGGGCCCAGGCAGUCGGCCCGCAUCUGUGGCGGGUAGCUCACGGCCUCAGACAUCAAUGAGACACGCGCGGGGCGUGCCAUCAACCUCAGUACCGACCGCACGUCCAGCUACGUCAUUAGAAAGUCGCUCCUCGGAGGACGAAGCAGCGGUCUCAGGGAAGCGGAAGGCUUGGGACACCAAUGGCCGCCUCGAAGACAUGGAACAAUUGUACCAUCAGCUCAAAGACCAGAUGACAGGAUCGUCCAAGGAAAGGAACGUCUUGGAAGAGACCGUGUCAAUCUAUAAGACUAGAGUCACCGAAUUGGAAGCUAUCAAAACCCAGCUAUCGACCCAUAAUAUGUCAUUACAGACUGAUUUAGAGACUACAAAAAUCAAGCUAUCAUCCACCACAAAUACUCUCGACGAAGAGCGUAGGAGCAAUGGAGCAAAAUUAGACGAUUUGCAACGUCAACACCGAAACGACAUGGAGGACGCGCGACGACACGCCCAAUUCGAAACAGAAAGACUAAUCAGAGCCCACCAAGAGGAAAUCGUCCAGUUGGAACGACGACUACAAAGCAACUUUGAAGAUGAACGUCGAAAGCAUUUGCGUGAGCUCGAAGAGGCCAUUUUUAAGGGCGGGCAGGACAAACGCCAAACCGAGGAACAAUUGGAAGCAAAGGAUAAUGAACUUCAAGGGCUAGAGACGGAACUCAAGCAAACUACCCGCGAUUUGGAGAGGGAAAAGUUAUUGACGGAGAAACUCCGAAAUAAUCUCGCAGAAACAUCUGCCAGCUCUCUCGGGCUUGAAUCAUCAAUGCGGUCUUUACGUGCGAAAAUUGAAUUUCUCGAAUCCGACAGCAAGGCCCAGUCACAAUGCUAUGCUGAUCUUGAGCAGAGGCUCCAAGAUGCGCUCGCGGCAGCCACAGAAGCCAAAGAAAAGCUGCGCAAGGAGGAGACUCUAAGACGAAAGCUGCAUAACCAGGUGCAGGAGCUGAAGGGAAAUAUUCGUGUCUUUUGCAGAGUGCGACCGCCAAUCUCAUCUGAGCCUGAAAACACCGUUGCACGAUUAAACUUCCCUGACGGCGAUGGAGAAUCGCGCGAACUGGAAGUAAAUGGUCCUGAAGAGAAGAACAGCCUGGGAAACGUCACCGUAAAGAAGAAUGCAUUUGCAUUUGAUCGCGUUUUUGCGCCUGGCUGCCAAAACGCCGACGUGUUUGAGGAAAUCAGUCAACUGGUGCAGAGCGCCCUUGACGGAUAUAAUGUUUGCAUUUUCUGUUAUGGCCAGACGGGAUCAGGAAAGACCCAUACCAUGUCCUCUGAUGACGGUAUGAUUCCUCGUGCUGUCCAUCAGAUUUACGACACGGCCAAGUCGCUGGAAGAGAAGGGAUGGAGGUACACAAUGGAAGGUUCUUUUGUGGAGGUUUACAACGAGACCAUCAACGACCUUCUCGGAAAACCAGAGGAAUUUGACAAGAAGAAGCACGAGAUCAGACAUGAUCUCCAGAGGUGCAAGACUAUCAUCACUGAUGUCAAUACCGUCACCAUGGACUCCCCGAACAAGGUGGAGUCCAUACUGCAACGCGCGACAGCCAACCGAUCCGUUGCCGCCACCAAAGCCAACAACCGCUCCUCGCGAUCGCACUCCGUCUUCAUUCUGAAGCUCAUUGGAGAAAACUCGGUUACAGGGGAGAAGUCGGAGGGCACGCUCAAUCUUGUCGACCUUGCCGGCAGUGAGCGUCUCAGUCAUUCUGGCGCCACGGGCGAGCGCCUUCGAGAAACCCAGAAUAUCAACCGAAGCUUGAGCUGUCUGGGAGAUGUCAUUGGUGCAUUGGGACAGGGCAAAGAGGGCGGCCAUGUUCCGUAUCGAAACAGCAAGUUGACCUACCUUCUCCAAUUCUCACUUGGAGGGAACUCAAAGACAUUGAUGUUUGUCAUGAUCAGCCCGCUUCAAGCACACUUGAGCGAGACCUUGACGAGCUUGAAAUUUGCCACAAAGGUGCACAAUACCCACAUCGGCACGGCAAAACGGCAAGCCAAAGUCAAAGAUUAAUGCCCCAUUACGAUAAGAUCCCUGCUCUCUCCGUCUCUCUCUUUCUUUUACAAACGGCGUUUUGAAAUGCGCAAUUCCCUCAAAGUAACUUCUUUUUGCCAAAGUUAUCAAGUCGGUCCUUUUCAAAUUUUCAGGUCGCCUUUUCAUCUUGGGUUGAACCACAGGAUCGC